Messenger RNA from Aspergillus alliaceus, 616 nucleotides. RefSeq lists its product as uncharacterized. Lineage: Eukaryota; Fungi; Ascomycota; Eurotiomycetes; Eurotiales; Aspergillaceae. The record is from RefSeq and is a predicted model, not a curated record. Bases 359 to 538 code for a protein of 59 amino acids. The transcript has a single exon.
UUUACCAACUGAGAUAUUUCCAUCCUCAACAAAGGAAAGGGCAUAUAACGUCUUUGGCCGCCACACUUCAUGCCGGUUGUGAAUGAUUGAUCUCAGAAAGUGAGGUCACUCCCACACCACCGGAGUGGAGAUUCCUCUCCAGGAGACCCUAGGGAGUACUUGAGCUAAACCUUCAUACUAUGCCAUAGAAAGGACAUACGGUGUAUUCCGCUACGGUAAGGUAUUCCUACCCUUGCUGUAUAGGCUUUGUUCAAGUCUGAGCACAACGUUGUACAUCGCUAACCUCGAACAAGAAGAUACCUCUGUCCGUCAUUCGGUAGAACUCAUAGAUAUCUAUAUCCUGUCUUCGGCUAUCACUAUGCGAGGAAUGGUUAAAAAAAAUAAAAGCCCAAAUGCUGCUUUAGCGUUCGACAUUUGCGCCUUGAGAAAUAUAUAUAUACAUCAGGUCAUGCAAUCGGUUCCAAGUUCUUACAUGGUGCUUUUCUUCUCUCUCCUCCUUUUCGUUCGUUUUCUUUUGUGCGACGUUAUCAAGUGUUAACUGGGAGGAUAGUAUGUGUACCUGGUUUAUGAUACUAUCUAUACGCCGAUUAUGAUACAGAUACCACGGGAAUAAUCU